This is a messenger RNA of Drosophila mauritiana, 472 nucleotides long. Its product is annotated as stellate protein CG33239/CG33241-like. Gene Ontology annotation, molecular function: protein kinase regulator activity. The record is from RefSeq and is a predicted model, not a curated record. Gene Ontology annotation, cellular component: protein kinase CK2 complex; cytoplasm. NCBI's taxonomy places the organism in Eukaryota, Metazoa, Arthropoda, Insecta, Diptera, Drosophilidae.
UGGCAACAUGUCAAGCCCCCAGAACAACAACAACAGCAGCUGGAUCAGUUGGUUCUUCGGGAUAAAGGGCAACGAGUUCCUCUUCCGCGUGCCCAUCGACUACAUUCAUGAGACGUUCAACCAGAUGAGCCUGGAGUACUUCACCGAGACACUGCAAGUAAUCCUGAAUCCGGUGUUCGACAGUUCCUUGGACUGGGUCUUCGGCGAUGAGAAGAAGUGGUACGGCAUGAUCCACGCCCGAUACAUCAUGUCGGAGCGAGGCGUGGAUGAUAUACGCCAAAAGUAUAAGAAAGGGGACUUCGAGGUGUGUCCAAAACUCACCAAUAGGUAGAAAACCCUUCCUGUAACGAUUUACGAGCUGCGAUCCGAUACACAGCUGGACGGAGCAAUGUUCGGGACCAGUUUCUCGCACAACUUCUUCGCGCAGCGGCCGAACUUGAGACCCCAGCCGCCCCUGGACGUCCCCCGGUAA